AUAAUAAUUUUUUUUUUACGUAGAUAUUGUUGCAUUAUGGAUCGCAUGGCAUGCACCACUAGCUAUUCUUGGAAUUCCAAGUUUCAUCAUAUUUUUAGUCUCUAAAUGGAGGAGAAGGCAUUUAUCCAUGUAUAAUUGUAUUGAAGAAUUCUUGCAAGGCAACAACAACCUCAUGCCUGUAAGGUAUUCUUACUCAAAAAUUAAGAAAUUGACCAAUAAUUUUAAGGAGAAAUUGGGUGAAGGAGGUUUUGGUCAAGUUUACAAAGCAAAGCUUCAGAGUGGUCGCCUUGCAGCAAUAAAGAUGUUAGGCAAAUCAAAAACUACAGGGCAAGAUUUUUGCAAUGAAGUUGCCACCAUUGGAAGAAUUCACCACGUCAAUGUGGUACAAAUGAUUGGCUUUUGUGCUGAAGGAUCAAAACGUGCCCUUGUGUAUGACUUCAUGCCUAAUGGUUCUCUUGAUAAACAUAUUUUCUCUGCAGAAGGCAAUACUGCAACUUUGGGUUGGGAAAAUCUAUACAAGAUUUCUUUAGGAGUAGCUUGUGGAAUUGAGUAUUUACAUCGAGGUUGUGACAUGCAAAUCUUGCAUUUUGAUAUCAAGCCUCACAACAUUCUUUUAAAUGAGAACUUCACUCCAAAAAUCUCUGAUUUUGGUCUUGCAAAGUUAUAUCCAACCAAAGGUAACACUGUAUCCUUGACUGCAGCAAGAGGAACUCUGGGAUAUAUGGCACCUGAGCUGUUUUACAAGAACUUAGGAAGUGUCUCUUACAAAGCUGAUGUGUACAGUUAUGGAAUGUUAUUGAUGGAAAUGGCAAGCAAAAGAAAGAAUGUGAACCCAUUUGCAAAGCAUUCGAGUCAGAUCCACUUUCCUUCGUGGGCAUCAGAGCAAUUGAACAAAGGAAUGGAGCUAGAAAUAAGAGAAGCCACAGAAGAUCAAAAAAGAAUUGCAAAGAAAAUGAUCAUUGUAGCCUUCUGGUGCAUACAGAUGAAGCCAAUUGAUCGCCCUUCAAUGAACAAAGUCAUAGAGAUGCUUGAAGCAGAACUUGAGAGCUUACAAAUGCCUCCCACCCCUUUCCAGCUUUAUCCCCAUGCAACACAACAAGAUGAUGUUACAGAGAAAACCUACCUCACAGAAUCUACUAGUCUUUCUUCAUGCAAUGAUAUAGAGAUUGAGUCAAUUAGUUUACUUGGAAAUGAAAAUUAAGUGGGAUGGUAGUGAAGAAGCUUGUAUUUGUACUAGAUUUGCUUCUUUUAUAGUGUAACCAAGGCAAUGAAUUUGGUGUUGCGCU
Rubroshorea leprosula is the source of this 1286-nucleotide messenger RNA. The record is from the annotation of a GenBank genome assembly. Lineage: Eukaryota; Viridiplantae; Streptophyta; Magnoliopsida; Malvales; Dipterocarpaceae.